AUGGCAGCCGCCUCGUCCGCCCAGAGACGAUCAACAAAUUCUCAGCAAUCAAAUUCCGUCCCAUCUACACCGCACCAACAUCCGCGAGACCUUCGUUUCCACUCACGAUCUCCCUCUCCCAGCAAGACAAUAGGUCACAACUCUCCUCACGCCGGCGCUUCUGGAGCUGUCGGCACUCCCGUGGUAGCAAAGCCAGUCCAGGAGUUUUGUAGAUUCGAGACUGGUGCCGAGUACAGGACACGGCGGAUACCCUACAUUGAAGGCGGCAACGACCCGCUACCACCACCAACAGAAGAGCCCAAGGCGGCUCUUGACCCAGAGCAAGAUGAUAAACUGAGUGGCGACAUGAGAGAACUUUACGGCCGGUUAUUACCCACAGAUGAAAGCGAAGAAAGAAGGCGGAAACUCGUCCAGAAGCUAGAGGACAUCUUGAACAGAGAAUGGCCCGGCAACGAGAUCAGAGUGAAUGUUUUCGGGUCUUCUGGCAACCUGCUCAGCUCCAACGACUCUGAUGUUGAUGUUUGUGUAACCACACCCCUGAAAGCGCUCGAGUCCAUGCACUCUUUGGCCGCUGUUCUUCACAGACAUGGCAUGGACAAGGUCAUUUGCAGAGCAUCUGCAAAGGUCCCAAUUGUCAAGAUCUGGGAUCCUGAACUACAACUGGCAUGCGAUCUAAACGUCAACAACCCACUGGCUCUUGAGAACACGCGCAUGAUCAAGACAUAUGUCCAGAUCGACAACCGAGUACGACCGCUCGCGAAGAUCAUCAAAUAUUGGACGAAAAGAAGGAUACUCAACGAUGCUGCCUUUGGAGGCACUAUCAGUUCCUACACAUGGAUAUGCAUGAUCCUCAACUUCCUGCAGACCCGCAACCCUCCAAUACUCCCAUCUCUCCAGAAGAUGCCCGGUUCUCGCUCCACACAAGCCAACGGUCAGAUCUCAGCGUUCGCCGACGAUUUGGAAGAGCUACGCGACUAUGGGAAAGACAAUCAGGAAAGUCUUGGGCAGCUUAUUUUCCACUUCUUCCGACAUUACGCAUAUGUCUUCGACUAUGAAGAGCUUGUGGUCUCGGUGAAAGAAGGCAAACCACUUGCGCGCAAAGAGAAGGGCUGGGACACAAAAAACUACAAGGAGAAGGAAUCUCGCAGUCGUUUGUGUGUCGAAGAACCGUUUAACACGCAAAGAAACCUCGGAAAUUCCGCCGACGAUUACGCAUUUGGUGGCAUACACAAGGAGAUCCGAAGAGCAUUCGAGUUGCUCAAGGACGGUUCUGGUCUUGAGGAGUGUUGCGCUCAGUUCGAGUUCCCUAUUGAGGAGAAGACGAUAUUUCAAAGGCCGCCGCCCAAGCCUAAACCUAUCCUCACUCGAAGUGCCUCUCAAUCCGGACGCCCUAUCAACGGGAACAACCAAGCGAGAGGUAACGGAAAUGGCGCGAGAAACAACCGCAAUCCGUCUAAUCAACGGGCCAAUGGCCGUAGGUCCUCGAGUGGAACCGCAUAUGGCAAUUCGAGGGUACCAUACGUUAUGAGCCCGCCGGUCGGGAUUAACCCUGCAGAUUACUUCCAAGCCACUGCAAUAUCGACUGAUCAAUUGCACAAUCAGCUCUACAAGCAAUAUCGCUUCUUACAGGCGCAACAAGAGGCUUUGAGAAACCAGCUUCUACAACAACAGCAAACCCAAGUCCAGUUGCAGCAGGUCCAGGCUCAGGCGCAAGCUCGUGGUGUCGACCUUGGGACUCCUCCUCGUUCGCGACAAUUUGCGAAUAACAUCCCAAGCCCCCACAGUCCACGAAUCUUCGAGAACUCAUCUACAACAGCACCACCGCUUCUGCCUGGCUACCUUUAUCAUUAUCCGGCGAGAUACCCUCCGCCGUCACCUUUGUCCCAAUCGAGAAAUACUGAGGAUACUAUCAUCGGACCUUCUUCGCCCUCAUUGCAGAGCGCAACUCCUACAUUGCGGAGAGGUGUACACCGCGGUUCCAUCACUGAAGGCACGGCCAAUGCUUCGGCUCGUUCACAAUCCCAACCUGGACGUUCGUUCCCCAAUCCGAUGACGCUCCAGGGUCUUGCGCAUCCAGGCUACGAUGUGUCCGGAGCGAUUGCUACGCCCUAUAUGAUGCCGCGCUCAGUGCAGCAUUUCACUCAGAUGCAGCCAAAUGGCUCAGUAAGGCAGACCAAUGGCUCUUUCCCUGCAGAGUCUGCUAUGCCUAAGGAGUAUGUCGGGUACUAUGUGGGGCAGUCUCCUCAGCUUCUGCCUCAGUACCAGAGCGGCAACUUGGUACAGGUCCCACAGCUAAGAGAUAUAGUUCCACAGUCCGACAGACGCAUAUCUCCCGAGCUCGGCUACCAAGCCUCUGAUGGCUUGCGCCUUGGCUCCCGUUCGCCCUCGCCGUUUGCUGACGGGCGUCGACACUCGAGCUCAGCGUCUGCUUACCCUCUUGCAGCCGUUCAACCUUUCUCCCAGGUACCCGUACAGCAGAAAGUCAACGAGAGCCAAGGUCCUGUUAUCGUAAAUGGAUCCAACAUGGCAAGCGCAAAACAGAAGCAGCCUUCUGCGACAAUAACCUCGACGCCAUUGGUGCAGAAAAGCAACGACACCACACCUGAGCUAGUCCCAACGGAACAGAUUCAGCAGAUGUCGUUAGAUGCAUCCGUGUUCCAUACCAACGGUCAGCAGCACGACAUGGGUGAAGCAGCACCACGGCACUUCGUCGCACGCCCGAAUGGCCAUGCUGUUGAGCCCUCGUUGCCAGCUCAUGUCGCUCAGAAUGUUCCGACGCCUGUUUGGAGGCAGAAUGCACCAGAUCCUCAGGGAAUGUCCAACCACGCCGUGCCUGCGUCCCAAGGUCAAGAUACGAGCCAUGCAUCUUCGAUGAGUCUGAAUGGUUCCAUGCAAGCUGCCUCGCUCCACCCAUCCAUGGGACCGCUUUUGUCACCUGUCGCCGAGAUUCGUACUCCAUCGCCUGCGUUGGGCCGAGCGACUGACUCCUCGAGGUCGGGUCCACACCACAAGCUCGCGCAUAACGUCCAAAUUGCCAAUGGCAAACUCGCAGAGGCAGCUACCAAGUCCCACAAUGGCAAUUCGCAUCGCAGUGACGGUGGUAAGCAUCAAGCUCCUACAAGCAGCUCCGCCGGUCCUUGGCAGCAAGCUCCAGCAAGAAAGGGGCACAAGAAGAGCAAAUCCAACACUGCCAACAAGGGCUCGCAUACGCCCAAGACUGGCGGCGGAGAGCCUUUGCCUGCCAACGAAGCCGACAGAAAGGGCGGAUGA
This is a messenger RNA of Aureobasidium subglaciale EXF-2481, 3270 nucleotides long. RefSeq lists its product as uncharacterized. Bases 1 to 3270 code for a protein of 1089 amino acids. Lineage: Eukaryota; Fungi; Ascomycota; Dothideomycetes; Dothideales; Saccotheciaceae. The transcript has 4 exons. The record is from RefSeq and is a predicted model, not a curated record. Gene Ontology annotation, biological process: RNA 3'-end processing. Gene Ontology annotation, molecular function: nucleotidyltransferase activity.